AUGCCGCGGGGUGCUGCUGUUGCAGCUGCUGGUGUUGCUGCUGCUGCUGCUGUUGCUGCUGCUGGUGCUGCUCCUGGUGCUGCUCCUGUUGCUGGUUAUGCUGCUCUCGAUUUCCCUGAGACGAGGGAGAAGGAGUCUCCUACUCUUAUCCCCCAGACCCCUACAGCUGAGGAGAGCCUUCCUAGUGUUGCUGCUACUAGGGGCCCCAGCCUUCGGGGCUGGGUGGCCCCCGGCAGCAGCAGCAGGGGAGCCCCUCCUCGGCGCUCUGUAUCCCUGCCGCUUCUUGUUGCGCUACCUUUGGUUGCGGUGCUGCUGCUGCUUGCUGCGUGCAAGGCCCCAUCCCUAGGGUAUAACCAGGUGAAGGGGGGGCUGCUCCGCAGGCUUGCUGCCAACGGAGACAAUGAAGGAAACCGACGAAGCAGCAGCACCAGCAGCACCAGCAGCGGGGGCGCUGCAGAUUUGACAGCAGAAUGCAUUGCCCUUCAAGCCCAGCUGGGUAUUGCACCCCCACGGGAGCAGCAGCAGAAUCAGCAGCGGCAGCAACUCCUGCGGCCGCACCAGCAGCCGCAACUGGUGCAGCAGCAGGUGCAGCAGCGUGAGGAAGGCAACCCUCAGAGACAGGUUCAAGCACUCGCGAUGAUGCUGAGCACGGAGGCUGCUGCCUUUGAACGGGGACACCCACCGCGUCUCCAGGAGGCCGUCCCUCCUCUUGCUGUUUUGCCUGCUGCUCCUAUUCCCCUUCAGCAAAGCAGCCGCAAGCAACAGCAGCAGCAGCAGCAGCAGCAGCAGCAAACGCAGCGUCAAGGCCAACCCCAGCAACCCAGUACAACGCAGGCAUGGGAUGAGGCGAAUAUUUACGAAGGGCUCCAGCGUCGAUUGUAUGAAAUGCAGCGGCAACAGCAGCAGCAGCAGCAACAGCAGCAGCAGCAGCAGCAGCAACAGCAGCAGCAGCAACAGCAGCAGCAGCAGCAGCAGCGGCAGCAGCCGUCUCUCAUACGGACGCAGCAGUGGCAGAGCCUGGCAGCGCAUCAGCAGGAGGAGGAGCAGCAGCCACUCACAAGGAUACGGCAGCGGCAGAGCCUGGGAGCGCAGCAGCAGCAGCAGCAGCAGCAGCAGCAGCCACAUUUGAUGGCUCAGCCACUACCGCCGUUCACGACUCAGCAGCAGCAGCACUUGACGCCGCAGGAGCAGCUGAAGCUGGGGAUACAACAGCAGCAGCAAAGCCCCAGUGGGGUGCAGCAGCAACCGAAGUUGAAGGAUCAGCAUGACUAUCUGAAAGUGCAGAGCCAGCUGCAAAUGGGAGCUCAGCAGCAGCAGCAGCUGCUCCUUGGAGAUCAGCAGCAGCUCCCGUGGGGGUCGCAGCAGCAACAGCCCAACGUGGAGGAGCAGCAGCUCCAGCAGCAGCUGCUGAAGCAGCAGCAGCUCCAGCAGCAGCAGCUCCAGCAGCAGCAGCUCCAGCAGCAGCAGCUCCAGCAGCAGCAGCUCCAGCUGCAGCAGCUCCAGCAACAGCAGCUCCAGCAGCAGCAGCUGGGAAUGCAAUUAAUGGCCCAGGAGCAGCAGCAGUCAGGGAGGCUGCAGCAGCAGCAGCACGUCGGUAUGCAGACGCAACUGCAUUCGGGGGCUGCGCAGCUGCGGCACCAGCAGCAGCAGCAAUCGGCUGCUGAUCUGGAGCAACAUGACCUGGUGAGCCGGUUGCAGCAUCCCAACGUGAGCGAGCAUCAGCAGCAGCUGCAGCAGCAACGGGAACAGCCGCUGGAACAGCAGCAGCAGCUGGAGCAGCAGCUGGGGCUGCAGCAGCAGCAGCAGCUGGAGCAGCAGCUGGGGCUGCAGCUGCAGCAGCAGCUGGAGGCCCAGCUGGGGCAGCAGCUGCAGCAGCAGCUGGAGGCCCAGCUGGGGCAGCAGCUGCAGCAGCAGCUGGAGCAGCAGCUGGGGCAGCAGCUGCAGCAGCAGCUGGAGCAGCUGCUACAGCAGCACCUGCAGCAGCCGUUGGAGCAGCUGGUGCAGCAGCAGUUGCAGGCGCAGCUUCAGCAGCAGUUGCAGGAGCAGCUGCGGCAUCAGUUGCAGGGCCAGCUGCGGCACCAGUUGCAGAGGCAGCUGCAGCUGCAGCUACAGCAACAGCUGCAACUGCAGCUACAGCAGCAGCUGCAGGAACCGCUGCAGCGGCAGGUGCAGGAGCAGGUGCAGCGGCAGGUGCAGCUGCAGGUGCAGCAGCGGCUGCAGCAACGGCCGGACCGACAGUUGCACCAGCACGUGCAGCACCGGCUGCAGCAGCAGUUGCAGCAGCGCCAUCAGCAGCGGCUGCAGCAGCAGCAGCAGCAGCAGCAGCAGCUAGGAACGCAGUUAAUAGCCGAGCAGCAACAGCAGCCAGCGGCGCAGCAAGAGCAGCUACACCAGCAGUGGCAGCAGCAGCUACCUUGUGGGGCGCAGCAGCAGCCGACCACCGAGGUGGAGCGGCAGCAGCGGGCGCAGCUGCAGCAGCAAGGACUGCUGCCCCUGUCGCAACAGCAGUUGAUUUCCCCGCAACAGCCGCAAUGGAGCCCGCAGCAGCAGCUGCAGCUGGUGACGCAGCAGCAGCAGCCCCCACCCGAUGGGGCGCAGCAGCAGCCGAACCUGGAGGCGCAGCAGCAGCAGCACCACCCCCACCGUCAGGGGAUGCAGCAGAAGCUGCAGCUGGGGGCUCAGCAGCAACAGCAAUGGGCUGCUGUUCAGCAGCAGCAGCAGCUGGAAGAACAGCAGCAGCGCCUCUAUGCAAACCAGCAUAAACCCCCCUGUGGGGUGGAGCUGCAGCAACAACAUCUGGGGGUGCAAUCAAUGGCCCAGCAGCAGCAGCUUCUGGGGACAGAAUCAAUGGCCUUACAGCAGCAGCAGCAGCAGCAAGUAAGGGCGCAGCAGCAACAGCUGCAGCUGGGGAUGCAGCAGCAGGAGCCCUGCAGUAGUGGGCGCCAGCAGACGGCCCUCGAGGCGCAGCAGCAGCAGCGACAGCAGCAAAUAGUCGCGCAGCAGCAGCAACAACAGCAGCAACGAGCGGCGCAGCAGCAGCAGCAACAGCAAGAACGAGCGGCGCAGCAGCAGCAACAACAGCAGCAACUAAGGGCGCAGCAUCAGGCAGAGUUGGCGGCUCAGCAGCGACUGCAACUGGUGCCGCAGCAGCAACAGCAACAGCACCUGGGGCCUCAUCAGCGGCCACAUCUGCAGCAGCUGUACCAGCUGGGGAUGCAGCAGCAUUCCAUCAUUUGGGCGCAGCAGCAGCCGCCGACUCCGGGGGCACAGCAGCAGCUGGUGCCUCAGCAGCAGCAGCAGCAGCAGCAGCAACUAGUGGCGCAGAAGCAGCAGCAACUAGUGGCGCAGAAGCAGCAGCAACUAGUGGCGCAGCAGCAGGAACAACAACACCAGCAGCAACGAGGGGCGCAGCAGCAGCAGCAGCUAGUGCCUCAGCAGCAGCAACAGCAGCAGCAACUAGUCGCGCAGCAGCAGCAACAACAGCAGCAACUGAGGGCGCAGCAUCAGGCAGAGUUGACGGCUCAGCAGCAGCGGCAACUGGUACCGCAGCAGCAACAGCAACAGCCUCAGCAGCGGGCACAUUUGCAGCAGCUGCAGCUGGGAAUGCAGCAGCAGUCCCCCAUUUUGGCGCAGCAGCAGCCGCCGACCCCGGAGGCGCAGCAACAGCAGCAGCAGCAACUGCAGAAACAGCAGCAACUACUGGAGCAGCAGCAGCAACUAGUGGCGCAGAAGCAGCAGCAACUAGUGGCGCAGCAGCAGCAGCAGCAACUAGUGGCGCAGCAGCAGCAGCAAAAGCAGCAACAACAGCAACAGCAGCAGCAACUAGUGGCGCAGCAGCAGCAGCAAAAGCAGCAACAACAGCAACGGCAGCAGCAGCAGCAACGAGGGGCGGAGCAGCAGCAGCGACUAGUGGCGCAGCAACAGCAGCAGCAACAGCAGCAACUGAGGGCGCAGCAGCAGGCAGAGUUGACGGCUCAGCAGCAGCGGCAACUGGUGCCGCAGCAGCAGUUGUUGCCUCAGCAGCGGGCACAUCUGCAGCAGCUGCAGCUAGGAAUGCAGCAGAAGUCCCCCAUGUUGGCGCAGCAGCAGCCGCCGACCCCGGAGGCGACCCCGGAGGCGACCCCGGAGGCGACCCCGGAGGUGCAGCAGCAGCAGCAACAGCAGCAACAGCAACAGCGAGUGGCGCAGCAGCAGCAGCAACUAGUGGCGCAAAAGCAGCAGCAACAGGAACAACGAGGGGAGCAGCAGCAGGCAGAGUUGACGGCUCAGCAGCAGCCACAACUGGAGCCGCCGCAGCAAAAGCAGCAACGAGGGGUGCAGCAGCAGGCUGAGUCGACGGGUCAGGAGCAGCCGCAGCUGGCGCGGCAGCAGCAACGGCAACAGCAAUUGGUGCGUCAGCGGCAGCCACAUCCGCAUCAGUUGCAGCAGCUAGGGCUGCAGCAGCAGCCCCGCAUUUGGGCGCAGCAGCCGCCGCGGACUCCGGAGGAGCAGCUGCAGCAGCAACAGCAGCUGGAGUGGGAGCAGGUAUCGCAGUGUACGCUGCUGCGCAUGCACUGGCAGCGUCUCUUUCAUGCACAUUACCGUCUGCUGCAGCAAACGGAGGCACAUAAGAAGCUUGUUAAGGAGACACAGAUAAGAUUAGAUCUGCAUAGACGUGUUGCGGAUAUCGAAGAAAAGGAGCAAGAGCGGCUCCAGCAGACGCUGCAGCAAGAGACACUCCGCGCGCUGCAGGAAGGCCUCCAGCGCAGGAUGCAAGACUGUCGCCAGACUGAAGAGCAGCAACAGAAGGAGCCGGCGACGCAAGAAGAGGAGCAGCAACAGGAGCAGCCGCAGCAGCAGCAGGAGGAGCAGCAGCAACAGCAGCAGCAGCAACAACAAGAACAACAGGAGCAGCAGCAAUCGCAGCAACAGCAGCUGCAGCAGCAAGAGCAGUUACAGCUGCAGCAACAGGAACUGCAACAGCAACAGCAGGUGCAGCAGGAGAAGCCGCAGCAGCAGAAGUCGCAGCAGCAGGAGAAGCAGCAGCAACAUAAGCAGCAGCGACAGCAGCAGCAGGAUCAGUUACCCUUUUUAGUGCCUCUCGGGGACAGUCCUACGCCGGUGAGCGUAGGAGACUCCGAAGUGCAUGCGUCUGAUGCCUCCUGGUCUGAAGGGGCCGCCUCCCCACGAGCAGAAGAGCAUGCAGCCCCAUUGCGUGAGCAGCAUUAUUCUCAAGGUAAGCCUCUGGUGUCUCCUCACUUGGCGAAGGACGCCCGUGAAGCUGCAGCAGCAGCAGGAGAAGGAGCAGCAGCAACAACAGGAGCAACAGCAACGACCUGGGUGCUUCCUAAAGGUGCAGCGCCUCCUAGAGGCUCAAGUUGGGCAGGUGGGGUGUCUGUACAGCGCAAGAGAGCGAGACGAGAUUCUUCUACUGAUGAGGAGACACAUGCUGCUGAUGCGGCUUUGCUGCCUGAAGCGUGGAUGGGGGCCAGUAAGGAGACAGAAGAAGGAGACAGCAGCUGGGAGAGGGUGCGCAACGACACACGCCAGGGGGGAUCCUCUGCUGCGUAUGCAAGCAGCAGCAGCAGCAGCAACAACAACGACGGAAGCACCAGCAGCAAGGGUCUCACGAGUACGUGGGAAUAUGAAGACGACGCGGAGAUGGAGACAGAUGAAGUAGAGGUUGUAGAAGGGAGCAGCAGCAGCAUCAGCAACAGCAAUAGCAGCACCUACGUAACUGACAGCAGAGUUGCAAGUAUAUUGAGCAUGACUCUGCCUAAUGUAAGUGAAGGCAGCAGCAGCAGCAAAACCAGUAUCAGCAAAGCUGUUCUCUUGAGUCAUCCUUAUGUACAUCUUCCUGCCUUAGAGCCGGGGGUUGUUCCAAGAUGUCUGCAGCCUUCUGUUGUGUUCGGAAGUGUGAAGAGAGGCUACAACGUGCAAGCAAAUCUGCUUAUUGUUCGGGAGCUCCUUAAGAAACAAUAUCUUAAUCAAUCAGACGCUGAUAGAUUGAUGAGAAGUGUAGAGAUGCUGGCGAAUGGGGCGUUUAGACAAGCAAAGAGGUCGGCAAAACCUAGAAGAGCUAUUGCUGCUGCUUCUUUGCUGGGUGUAACUGUGCUUGUUAUGGAUAGCAUUGUUAGUAGUGUAAUUCUCUUCGGAGACUCUAUGCAGCUUCAUUUGUGGUGGAACGAAUUUGCUUCUUAUUUCUUUACAGACUAUCACUUUAGUUGUAAGACACCGAGACCAAGGGCAAGGCUAGUAUUCAGCGCUACGUUCGCUAACCGUCUCCUAAAAGCUAUUGACAUUUAUAAACAAGCAAAGAGACCAGAAGAAGAAGAAGUUAUCACUAUAAAGAGACUCUUAUUUCUGUCUCCUUUUGCCCCCACACGCUUCACAGGUAUUGAUUGGCAUCCCUGGAGAGAAGACGACGAAGAAUUUCACCGCAUGCACUUCGCUAUUGGUGGAAACAACAGUAAAUAA
Eimeria acervulina is the source of this 6456-nucleotide messenger RNA. RefSeq lists its product as hypothetical. Bases 1 to 6456 code for a protein of 2151 amino acids. The record is from RefSeq and is a predicted model, not a curated record. The transcript is spliced from 2 exons. NCBI's taxonomy places the organism in Eukaryota, Apicomplexa, Conoidasida, Eucoccidiorida, Eimeriidae.